GCUCUACAAACAAACACCGCCAUUAACGGCUCCGUUGCUUCAUCUUCUCACCGUCGCUACCGUCGAUCACUCGAUCCUCUCCACCGGUUUAGUUUUCGAAUUCGGAAGAUGGAUUCAGUCCUUCCAGUGGCCAUCGCAUCUGUUAUUCUCGGUGCGUUGAUUGCCGUCAUCUUCUUCGGUACCUACUUCCGGAAGCGGACAUCGGAGGUGCAGUCCAUGGCCAAAGCGGAGCCUCAGGAUCCGAUCCGAAAUCCCAAAUCGAAUCCCAAGAAGAAUCAUCCCAAAUCUCACGCCUCCGACAAGAAUCAGAACAAGCGGCAUCAUCCUCUAGACUUGAACACGUUGAAAGGCCACGGUGAUUCUGUUACUGGACUCUGUUUCUCAUCUGAUGGAAGAAGCUUGGCUACAGCUUGCGGUGAUGGAGUGAUCAGGGUGUUCAAGCUAGAUGAUGCCUCAAGCAAAAGCUUCAAAUUUUUAAGGAUAAAUCUUCCUGCUGGAGGGCAUCCAACUGCUGUGGCAUUUGGUGAUGAUGCCUCCUCUAUUGUUGUGGCUUGUCAUAACAUGUCGGGUUCAUCUUUGUACAUGUACGGUGAAGAAAAGCAAAAGGAACCUCAGGCGAAGCUUCCUCUUCCCGGGAUCAAAUGGGAGCGCCAUAAUAUUCAUGAUAAGCGAGCAGUCCUUACCAUUUCUGGAGCAACUGCAACGUACGGUACUGCUGAUGGAAGUGCUGUCAUUGCCUCUUGUUCCGAAGGGACUGAUAUCAUACUUUGGCAUGGGAAAACUGGGAGGAAUUUGGGACAUGUUGAUACAAACCAGUUGAAGAAUCACAUGGCAGCUGUAUCACCAAAUGGACGGUUUUUGGCAGCUGCAGCAUUUACUGCAGAUGUGAAGGUGUGGGAAAUUGUGUAUCUGAAAGAUGGUUCUGUCAAGGAGGUUUCAAGAGUUAUGCAACUCAAAGGCCACAAGAGUGCAGUGACUUGGUUAUGCUUUUCUCCAAACUCGGAGAGAAUCAUUACCGCUUCAAAAGAUGGUUCAAUACGACUCUGGAACAUCAAUGUCCGGUAUCAUCUUGAUGAGGAUCCAAAGACAUUGAAGGUGUUCCCGAUUCCACUAUGCGACUCAGGGGGCAAUCCGUUGCACUAUGAUCGGCUCAGUUUGUGCCCGGAAGGAAAGAUAUUGGCAGCAAGCCAUGGUUCUACAUUGCAGUGGAUAUGUGCAGAAACUGGAAAUGUAUUGGACACAGCUGAGAAAGCCCACGAAGGGGAUAUCACAUGCAUUUCGUGGGCACCCAAGGCUAUCACAGUGGGGGAGAGACAGGCCAUGGUUUUAGCGACAGCAGGCGUUGACAAAAGAGUGAAGCUGUGGGAAGCUCCAAAGUCGCAAUCGAUGUAGACUUUUUGUAUACAAAAAGAGAGUCCUCCUUCAUCACAUGAGGGAUAUUUAACGGCACAACUACAAGAGAUACACAGAGAGAAUCCUAGUCUUUAUGUUUUUUUUUUUUGAUGAGUCCUUCGUAAAACAAAUGAGGAAUUCUAGUGAAAAACUAGCGGAAAGAAUGAUAUGUGAGGUUCAAGUUUCUUCUUGUCUGUCACCGCAACUGUUUUGAAAUUUUGAAUUUUCCUUAUAAUUCUGUCUUCACACUUGACCUCUUCCAGAUU
Eutrema salsugineum is the source of this 1658-nucleotide messenger RNA. RefSeq names its product transducin beta-like protein 2. Gene Ontology annotation, molecular function: protein binding. The record is from RefSeq and is a predicted model, not a curated record. Lineage: Eukaryota; Viridiplantae; Streptophyta; Magnoliopsida; Brassicales; Brassicaceae. The transcript is spliced from 10 exons. The coding region runs from base 109 to 1392 and encodes 427 amino acids.